GCUGAUACAAUUGACAAUAAAAAUAUGUUCACACUUCUGACUUCACAGUUCUGAGUUCAGACUAAAAUAAGAAAUUGGAAUAGCGUUAAAGUAUGAAUUAAAGACAAUUUAGUGUGUUUCUCAUUAGGUACUUUUCAGUGAGAGACUGUUAAAAUUUUAUGUCUAAAAAGAAAUAUGGCCUUCAUAAGUCCAUCUUCACAAGUUCCCAAAGAUGCGGUUGUUAUGACCGAACAUGAGGCUGCGGAAUAUGUUUGGGAUUUGGUAUACAAAUGGAAAGAUCUGAGUGAUGUAUGGGCUCUACGCUAUGGCUCGGUAGCAUUGGCUGGUAUAAAUGGUAUCUCCGGAGUACUGAUUAAUAAGCACUAUCGCAGAAAGUUGAAGCUUGGCACUUUUGGACAUUUCUCUUCAGUUAUCCCUGUAUCUGUUAUGCCUGCAAUGCUAACCCUGUUGUUUCAUAGAUAUUUAAUAUCAACAGAUAUGAUGCUAAUGAAGGGUGAGCAAUGUCCGGUGUGCUAUGAAAUGAGAUCAGCGACCACGCAAGUUGUUUUAGGUAUAACAUAUCCAAUGCUGCUAGCGCCCACUUCAGCUUUAAUGCUGGCAAAUAGAUACAAUACAUACAGGGUUCCACACCUGCAAGAGGGCCCUAAAGUAUUAUUUAAGUUCUUACGUACCAUCACCAAGCCACUCACAGGAACAUUAACCACCCUUACUCUUGUGCAAGUAGUUGCCUCAUCUAUUAUAACUUAUUUCGAAAUGAAAAACAGUAUUAUACUGAGAAAUAAGUUAAUUGCAAUAGAACAGAAACUGUCAGCCGAAGAGGACCUAUAAAUAUGUGUGUAUAGUGUAAAUAGAUUUGAAUAGACAACA
Molecule: messenger RNA, 867 nt
Organism: Zerene cesonia (dogface butterfly)
Lineage: Eukaryota; Metazoa; Arthropoda; Insecta; Lepidoptera; Pieridae
Exons: 4
Coding region: 175-828 (217 amino acids)
Biological process (GO): mitochondrial respiratory chain complex I assembly
Cellular component (GO): mitochondrion
Source: RefSeq, a predicted model, not a curated record